Molecule: messenger RNA, 1899 nt
Organism: Perognathus longimembris pacificus (Pacific pocket mouse)
Lineage: Eukaryota; Metazoa; Chordata; Mammalia; Rodentia; Heteromyidae
Gene: Plin5
Product: perilipin 5
Exons: 8
Coding region: 104-1378 (424 amino acids)
Biological process (GO): lipid storage; positive regulation of triglyceride storage
Cellular component (GO): cytosol; lipid droplet
Source: RefSeq, a predicted model, not a curated record
CCGUCCGGGGGCGGAGUCGCGACCCCGGGUCUGGGGUACACGGAGUUCCUAGGCGGGGGAGCUGAGGCCUCGCGUGCGUCCGGGGUGAGCCUGUGUGUCUGCCAUGUCCAAUGAAGAGGCCGUCCAAGACCCCAGACCCAGCGUGGAGCAGGAGCAGGAGCAGCAGCAGGAGCAGCAGAAUGUGGUGAAGCGUGUGGCGGCCCUGCCCCUGGUAAGGGCCGUCUCCCAUGCCUACUGCUCGGCCAAGGACCGGCACCCGAUGCUGGGCUCCGCCUGCCGCCUGGCUGAGCACUGUGUGUGCGGCCUCACCACCAGCGCCCUGGACCACGCCCAGCCACUGCUCGACCACCUGCAGCCCCAGUUAGCCACAGUGAACCACCUGGCCUGCAGGGGCCUGGACAAGCUGGAGGAGAAGCUGCCCUUCCUCCAGCAACCUUCGGACACGGUGCUGACCUCAGCCAAGGACACGGUGGUGGCCGGCCUGGCCCAGCGCGGCCGGCGCUGGAGCAUGGAGCUGCGGAACUCUGUGAGCCACGCCAUGGACGUGGUGCUGGGCAAGUCCGAGGAGCUGGUGAACCACCUGCUGCCCAUGACGAAGGAGGAGCUGGGGACUCUGGAGGCCGAGGGCCUGGCAGAAGCGGGCACCGCCGAGGAGCAGACACGCCAGCAGGGCUACCUUGUGCGCCUGGGCUCCCUGUCCUCGAGGAUUCGCUAUCUGGCUUAUGAGCACUCUAUAGGGAAACUGAGGCAGAGCAAGCACUGUGCACAGGAAAUGCUGACCCAGCUGCAGGAGAUGUUGGAGCUGAUCCACAGGGUGCAGGACAGAGCAGCCCUGCCCACCAAGUCCCAGGAGCCACGGGAGGACCGGAGCCCAUGCCCCCUGCAGAACGGCCACAGCCGCAGCCAGGUGGAUCUGGAGGCACUGGCUGCAGAGCUGGAGCGCUCGGUGGAGGCGCUGGCGGCAGCGCUGCCCCCUGGCGCCCAGGCCCGGGUGGCGGAGCUGCAGGCCGGUGUGGCGGCGCUGCGGGUGGCCCUGGCGGAGGUGCGCGGCCUCGGCUCCCCGAGGGCGGCCAUGGAGGUCCCCGUGGGGCCUGCGCUGGCCCUGUGGGCCGGGCCGCUGCCCUGGCUCCUGGGCCCCUUCGCGCCGCUGCUCGUGGAGCGGUCGGAGCCCAUGCUGGACCUGAUCACCUGUGUGGACGAGGUCAUCGGUGACCCUGACCCGCGCUGGGCGCACAUGGACUGGCCGGCCCAUCAGAGGGCCUGGGCAGCCGGGGAAUCCCAGGGACUCCGGGGGACCCUUGGGGACCCUGGCCCACAGGACGCUGAGCCCCCCCGCCUCAGGGUCUCCCACACCCUGAUGCCUGAGCUGGACUUCUGAUGGCGCCCAGGUAAUGCUGGCCCUCUGGCUGCUGGUCACCCUCAGACUCAGGCCCCCCAUUUUCCCUUGGAGGAUGCCUGGGGAUACGAGGCCCAGGCAGGGCAGGGCCUCAGAACCCAUCCCUGAGCCUCUGCCCUCUGGGGCCUCUCCUGUCACCCCAGCCAGGAGCCCCCCCUCCCCUUCCAGGCCAGCCCCGGCUCCAUCACCAGACUCUGCAUCAGGAAAGUGAGCAAAGCCGGGUCUGGCGGCUCACGCCUGUCAUCCUAGCUAGUCAGGAAGCUGAGAUCUGAGGAUUGUGGUUCGAAGCCAGUCCAGGCAGGGACAUCCCUGCGCCUUAUCUCUACCUAACCAAAAAGCCAGAAGUGGAGCUGCGACUCCUAUGGUAAAGCACAACCUCGCGUUUUAAAAAAAGCUCAAGGACAGCACCCAGGCCCUGAGUUCAAGCCUCAGGACUGGCACAAAUAAUUUUAAAAAAUAAAUAUGCAAAUAGAUGGCAAUAAAGUCAGAAACUCUGAGAAGCA